GUCUCUCUCUUUCUCUCUCUCUCUCUCUGUCUUUUUCUCUGUUCAUUUCUGUGAGCUGUUGGCUUUCUGCUAAGAAAGAAGGGAAAUGGGGGCUCUUGAUUAUAUUUCCAACUUUUGCACUGUCACCAGCACAAGAAGCAAACGCAAACCAAUGCAGACUGUUGAAAUCAAGGUUAAAAUGGACUGUGAUGGCUGUGAAAGAAGAGUGAAAAAUGCUGUUACCUCCAUGAAAGGUGUAAAAACAGUGGAAGUAAACCGAAAACAAAGCCGGGUAACCGUAAGCGGCUACGUUGAUCCGAACAAGGUGCUGAAGAGAGUGAAGAGCACUGGAAAGAGAGCAGAGUUCUGGCCUUAUAUCCCUCAACAUCUUGUCUAUUAUCCUUACGUUUCUGGUGCCUACGACAAAAGGGCACCCUCCGGCUUUGUUCGAAACGUUGUGCAAGCUUUUCCAGCAGCUUCUUCCUCGAAUGCACCCGAAGAGAAUUUCGUAUCGUUCUUCAGCGAUGAUAAUGUUCAUGCAUGUUCAAUAAUUUGCUUGGAUUACCCCAGGUGAGAACUGGUAAGAAAGGGGAAUGAGGACUAUCUUAUUAUUAUUAUUAUUAUUAUGAGAUUCACUAAACUUUAUGUUUUAAAAAUUGACCCUCCUUUUUUUAUCAAAAAAAAAAAAUGAUCCUCCUUUAUUUAUCAAUACAUAUUUAGC
Messenger RNA from Theobroma umbraticum, 700 nucleotides. Its product is annotated as heavy metal-associated isoprenylated plant protein 21. The record is from RefSeq and is a predicted model, not a curated record. Gene Ontology annotation, molecular function: metal ion binding. Lineage: Eukaryota; Viridiplantae; Streptophyta; Magnoliopsida; Malvales; Malvaceae.